Molecule: messenger RNA, 3116 nt
Organism: Vicugna pacos (alpaca)
Lineage: Eukaryota; Metazoa; Chordata; Mammalia; Artiodactyla; Camelidae
Source: RefSeq, a predicted model, not a curated record
ACUGUGCGCUUCCCUGUCUUUAGGGAGGUAAGGGGGGGCGUGUCCCGGGCCUCGAGCGUCUGAGUGUCCAGUCCUAGCGGGGAAGCGCGUGUGUGCUUGCCCCUGCCUCCCUGGGCGCCUCGCUUGGGUCCUCGGCUCUGCUUUCCCCCUCCUGCCUGUCUCCCUAAACCCCAACCACCUGUACACCCGAGAAAUCCAACUCCUCCCGCUCGGCGCCCCGGGGGGGAGGCAGGGGCAGGGCCAAGCCGCAGAGGGGGCCGCAGCCUCCUCCUGCCUCCUCGUCGUCUCCUCCCCCUCCCCCGUCUGACGCUGCCUCCUCGGGAAGGGUGUUUGGAGGGCAGCGGCCGCCCCAAGCCGAAGCCCCGCAGCGCUUCUUAUGAUCAGCUCGGUGUGUGUCUCCUCCUACCGCGGGCGCAAGUCGGGGAACAAGCCUCCGUCCAAAACAUGUCUGAAGGAGGAGAUGGCCAAGGGCGAGGCGUCGGAGAAGAUCAUCAUCAACGUGGGCGGCACGCGACAUGAGACCUACCGCAGCACCCUGAGAACCCUACCGGGCACCCGCCUCGCCUGGCUGGCGGAUCCCGACGGCGGGGGCCGGCCCGAGUCCGAUGGCGGCGGUGCAGGCAGCAGCGGCAGCUCUGGGUCCGGGGGCUGCCGAGGCUGGCAACCCCGCAUGUGGGCGCUCUUCGAGGAUCCUUACUCCUCCCGGGCUGCCAGGGUGGUGGCCUUUGCCUCUCUCUUCUUCAUCCUGGUCUCCAUCACCACCUUCUGCCUGGAGACCCACGAGGCCUUCAACAUCGACCGCAACGUGACGGAGAUCCACCGAGUGGGGAAUACCACCAGCGUGCGCUUCCGGCGGGAGGUGGAGACGGAGCCCAUUCUGACCUACAUCGAGGGCGUGUGCGUGCUGUGGUUCACGCUCGAGUUCCUGGUGCGCAUCGUGUGCUGCCCCGACACGCUGGACUUCGUCAAGAACCUGCUCAACAUCAUUGACUUUGUGGCCAUUCUGCCCUUCUACCUGGAGGUGGGGCUGAGCGGCCUGUCGUCCAAGGCGGCUCGCGAUGUGUUGGGUUUCCUGCGCGUCGUGCGCUUUGUGCGCAUCCUGCGCAUCUUCAAGCUAACGCGCCAUUUCGUGGGGCUGCGGGUGCUGGGCCACACCCUGCGCGCCAGCACCAAUGAGUUCCUGCUGCUUAUCAUUUUCCUGGCCCUGGGCGUGCUUAUCUUUGCCACCAUGAUCUACUAUGCUGAGCGCAUUGGCGCCAGGCCCUCCGACCCUCGGGGCAAUGACCACACUGACUUCAAGAACAUCCCCAUCGGCUUCUGGUGGGCCGUGGUCACCAUGACGACGCUGGGCUACGGGGACAUGUGCCCCAAGACGUGGUCCGGCAUGCUGGUGGGGGCGCUGUGUGCACUGGCAGGCGUGCUCACCAUUGCCAUGCCCGUGCCUGUCAUUGUCAACAACUUCGGCAUGUACUACUCCCUGGCCAUGGCCAAGCAGAAGCUGCCCAAGAAACGGAAGAAGCACGUGCCUCAGCCGCCUCAGCUGGAGUCUCCCAUUUACUGCAAGUCGCAGGAGACCUCACCCAGGGACAGCACCUACAGUGAUGCCAGCCCCCCAGCCCCAGAAGAGGGUGUGGUUGAGAGGAAACGGGCAGACUCCAAGCAGAACGGCGAUGCCAAUGCGGUGCUGUCAGAUGAGGAGGGAGCCGGCCUCACCCAACCCCUGGCCUCUGCCCCCACCCCCGAGGAGCGCCGGGCCCUGCGACGCUCUGGCACCCGAGACAGAAACAAGAAGGCAGCUGCCUGCUUCCUGCUCAGCGCUGGGGACUAUGCCUGUGCCGAUGGUAGUGUCCGGAAAGAGACCUGCCAAGACGCCCUCUCGUCCAACUAUGCCCAGGCUGAAGUCCUCACCCUCUCUUAAAGCGGCACCAACGUGAGAGAGAGACAGACAGACAGACAGAAAGCCAGAGGCUUAGGGCAACUCUGGAAGCCAGGCAAGAAUCUUUCGCUGGGAAAGACUCAGAUAUCCUUGUUUGCACAGGACUGAUGGAAAACCUCCCAUGUGACCCCUGGGGCCCAGAGCCAUCGGGUCUGAUGUUCUGUUCUGUUGUACAUUGAAGAGAUAUAUAUGCACAUAUAGUAUCUAUAUUCAUACAUACUAUACUCUUGUGUGUAGUGCACGUGCUCUUGGUGGUCUGUCUUUGUUAGGCUUUGUCUCCCUAAGCCCUGGCCCCACCUCAUGCCUCCUUCCUCCCCCUUCACUGAUUCCUUGUUUCUGCUGAAUGUGUGUGUGGAACGUCCCAGGAAAAGUGCACCUGGUACUGCCGGGCCAGCCGGGUGGUCCCAGGCUAGCCUCUCCCUCUUGGGAGCGUUUCCCCGGUGGUCUGGUAGCCUAGGGGAGGCCAGAUCACCACCCCCUACCCAGGGUCACUGCUCCACUAGCCCCGCCCCACCCCAGAUUGGGGCUCUACCUCCCACCCCAUGCCCCAGUUGUCAGGGGACUUCCUGGGGCUCUUCUGCAGCUGCUUCUACUCCUUCCUCCACCUUCCCCGUGUCCUUGACUGAGUGGGGGGUUGUCUUUUUUUUAUUUCCCUGGUUUUCUGUUCUGUCUCCUUCGUCCGUUUGUUUCCAAGGAUGCUGUUGGGCGGACGGGCAGGGAAGGGGUCUGUCUGCCCAUCUGGCUCAGGGGUCUGAGAAGGGGAAGCCGUGGGUGAGCGGAGACCAGUUGCAAUACUGUACUUCCUGGCCGGUGGCCAGAGGAUGCGUGCAAUAGCAGAGGCCAGGUGCCCCCUUCUACCUUGGCCUCUGCCCCUGCCUCGGCCCUCCCUCCCCACUCCCGGCCCACCCUGCCCCUCCCUGGUGUUGGUUGUCCUUUUCUAAAGCCGUCCCCUUGUGUGUCUGAGGCAUGCCUAGGCUGGGCCCUGCAGCCCUGUCCUCAUGCCUUCAACUGUCAUGCUGUGCUCAAGCCCCAAUAAAGACAUCUGGAGCGUCCUGCUGUGCCCGCUGUGUGAAUGACUGCCUUCGCCUCUCCUUUCUGGGUCUGUGGGGACCUCCCCAGGCUUCCCCCAACACCUGAAGAAAUGCAACACAUUCCUCUCUUAACCCUGCCCCCACCAAUG